GGCUCGCAGUGAGACUGUCCCUGUCACUGGCUACUACUCCCGGCUCCUGCCCGCCGCCGCGGCAGCCCCGCUCCGAGCCCGCCCUUUGCAGCUGCAGCAGCAGCAGCAGCAGCGCCGCCGGGCAGCGGGGGCCCCAGGCCGGGCGGCCGGGAGGCGGCAGCAGCCCGCGCGCAGCGCCGCGCCGCGCAGCAUGGGGCUGCUGGAGCGGACGAGGAAAGAAUGGUUCAUUCUGGGGAUCGUGCUGGUGAUCGCCGUGGCUAAGCUGGAGCCGGCCAUUGGGGCGAAGGGGGGACCACUGAAGCCAGAAAUUACGAUAACAUACAUUGCAGUUUCCGCUAUAUUCUUUAACAGUGGACUCUCAUUAAAAACUGAGGAGCUGACAAGUGCUUUGAUGCAUGUGAAACUACACCUUUUUGUCCAGAUCUUUACACUUGUGUUCUUCCCAACAGCAAUAUGGCUUUUUCUUCAAGCAUUAUCAGUCACACCUAUAAAUGAAUGGCUUUUAAAAGGUUUGCAGACUGUAGGCUGUAUGCCACCUCCUGUAUCUUCUGCAGUGAUUUUAACCAAAGCUGUUGGUGGAAAUGAGGCAGCUGCUAUAUUUAACUCAGCCUUUGGAAGUUUUUUGGGUAUCGUUAUAACUCCACUGCUACUGCUGCUUUUUCUUGGAUCAUCCUCUUCUGUGCCUUUUACAUCUAUAUUCUCACAGCUGUUUAUGACUGUUGUAGUUCCUCUUAUUAUUGGACAGAUUGUCCGAAGACGCAUCAAGGAUUGGCUUGAGAGGAAGAAACCUCCAUUUGGUGCUAUCAGCAGCUGUGUGCUUCUGAUGAUCAUCUAUACAACUUUCUGUGACACUUUCUCCAAUCCAAAUAUUGACCUUGAUAAAUUUAGCUUGAUUAUAAUAGUGUUCAUAAUAUUUUUUGUUCAGCUGAGCUUCAUGCUUUUAACUUUCCUCUUUUCUACAAGGAAUAACUCUGGUUUCACACCAGCAGACACAGUGGCUAUCAUUUUUUGUUCCACACAUAAAUCCCUCACCCUGGGGAUUCCAAUGCUGAAGAUAGUAUUUGCCGGCUAUGAGCACCUAUCUUUAAUUUCCGUCCCCUUACUUAUCUAUCACCCAGCUCAGAUUCUUCUUGGCAGUGUGUUGGUACCAACAAUAAAAUCUUGGAUGGUUUCUAGACAGAAGGCACUGAAGUUAACAAGACAGCCCAAAGCACCGGUGAAGGUAUAACAAUGGAAGGAGUCCGUGUUUCAGUUUAUGUAUAUAUGUACUAUACUGUACACACAUAGACAAUUGAGAAGACUGGUAUUUGUGAAUGUUGCUUUAGCGCAUAUUUUAUUUUUAUAUCUAUAUUAAAAAAGAUAUAUCUGUUUAAGUGCCUUAAAAAUGCAUUUUUGGCAAAAGCAUUGUUUCCAGAAGCCACUUUGUUAGUUACUGCAAGAGAUUGUACAGUAUUUUGUAGUCAUUUAGUUUUUAUUUUUCUAACAGAACAAAUUAUCAUAAUUAAAAGCUGUGUUCCCUUCAUCACCUCUCAUUUGAAGCUAGGAUGCACCACCUGUAAGUUAGUGUUUUAAACUAGCUAAAAUGACCCAGGGCACAUCCCUCUGCUGGCUAACUUUAGAGCAGUGCUUUCUGAAGUUCUGUUCAAGAUUAACUUGAAUUUCUAUGUGAUUCUCUUAUCCUCCCUAGUCAUAUGACUGUGACAUGCCUUUUUCUUCUGAGUUUGUGUACACUCAGCAUGGGGCCAUCCAUUGGGUAGGAGCUGAGAAGCAUAAAUUAUUUGCAUUUGUUGACACAGUUGUCUAGACAUUCCUUCAAAGUUAAUGGUUUCUCAAGAAAUUUCUUUCAGUUCCGUAUUAUGAUAUCGUGGCAUUGUAGAUCUUAAGUGCAUCAUAAGCUUCUUCAAAGAAAUGGUCUGGUGCUUGGGUUAUGAGUGAAAUAUUUGCGUUUUGCAGCUAAGAGGGUUUUUUAUUAUUUAUCCAAGGUGAACAAAAAUUUUCUUUCUUUUUUCUAUUCUUUCUCCCAAAUGCAACACAGAGAUUUGCAGUGACAGAAUUUAGUUGCUAUUUUUUAAAUAGAAUCUUUACCAUAGUAAAAGCAAAACUAAGUUAUAUAUUGCCAUGUUAAUAAACCUCAUGAGAACAAGAAAGUUGACAGUUUUUUUCUCUAAUUGAGAAGGUUGUAAGGCAAAUUAAGAAGGAUGCUUCUAACAACAAGAACAUUAUCAUGGUUAAUUUGACAAUCAAAUGCAAAUAUUUUCUUUAAAAAUAUAGAUUUUUUUUUAAUAAACAGAGAAAAGGGACCAAGGAUACAUGUAUGCCCAGAAAGAAAGGAGUACAGGUAUAUAGUUGAACACACAACAACAAGCACCUUAUUCAAAAUGUCAGGCAAUUAGAAUGGGUGCAUUAACAUGGACUCUAAGAUGUACCUAUCUGCUAGAAUUGUGGUAGUGACUGUCCAUUAAAAAUAAAAGGAAAAAAAGUAAACUUAGAACAGUAAAAUAGAUAAAAGUACAGAGUUCAGAGGUAUCCUGCAUGUCACUAUUCCCCUUGCACUCAAUUGCAUUGCAAGUACUCACUGCAAACACAAAGGGGAAGAUCCUCAGUUUGUUUCCGCCAUAGCUCCAUUGAGCUAUGAACGUUUAUACCAGCUGAUGAUCUGUCCUAAGAUGCCUGGGAUACAUGUCCCCAUGUGUUUGUCAAAUUAUUUUUAGCUGUACCUCUCCUGUUGUUCUUGGUUUAACAUAAGAGGAUUCCAUUCGGUGCCAAGCAGAGAUGCCUUGUGUUAGCAGAGGUCUGUAGUAGGCUGCUCCAUUGCCAUUGAGAUUAAAAUAUCAGACAUUAUUACUGGUUGUCGGUGAUGUGUUUUGAAAUCAUCAAUCCCUGAUCAUAAAACAUGCAAGCAACAAAGAUCCUGCAAGGUGUUGAUGCCCUCAGUUUCCAUUGACUAGAGUUGACCCAAUGAAACGAAACACGAAUGAGAGUUCAGGGUGCUCAGCACUUUGCAAGACUGAGCCUGUACUGUCUAAGCUUCUUUUCAGUUGCAAAGAAUGCACAGAGCAGUGGCCAGUGAGCUCAAAGAUGUUUUUGACAAGUGUGCCUUUAGAAGUGUGCUCAAACCCAGUUACGAAAGUAGAUCAAACAUAAGUUUUUAGAUCCAAAUCAUUAGCUUCACUUUAUCAAACGUUUUCAAUAAAGUGGCUCCAUAUGCAUCAAAAUUCCUUUACCUAAUGCUUAAGAACACUGAGAGCAGCCAAGGGUUGGCUAAAGGGCAUAGUUCCAUUCUAGCUUUUUUGUUUUGUUUCCAUGAAUCUGUCUGUGAACCCUCAAAGUAUAAAAAGGCCUGAUCCAGCUCCAAUUGAGAUCAGUGAAUCUUUCCAUUGGCUUUAAUAGACAUUGAAUCAGGCCCAAAGACAGCAUGAGUUUGUGGUUGACUGUUAUAAAUUAUUAAAAGAAUUCUAGCACACACACUUGCUUUUUCCCCGUUCAUUGGUUGUGUCUUGUCUAAACAGUCAAUACACUGCUAAUAUUCCAACUGAUCUACCUCUCUGUACUGAAUCUAAUGCCUUCGGUACAUGCAACAACUAGUUUAGAUUCCAUUGAAAAUGUCUGUCUUUGUUAUAAUUUUACUGUGUUAAAAAUAUUCUUAAGACUAUUUUCCAGAUAAUUUUGUUAGAUCCUUUAGUGUAAUUAGUGAUGGUUUAGAGCAGCCUAAAUGGUAUGUUUAUUCCUGUUUUUACAUAAAUUAAUGUUGGAUGUAUUGUUCUGAACGAGAUAUAAAGCAAAUCUGAAAUACAUUUUUAAAUCCAUACUUAGUGGAACUUAAUUAUUCAUAUCCAAAAUAUUCUGUUAUGUUUAAAGAUGGUUAAGCUGUUCAUUUUAUGCCUUCAAUUAUGUUUACAUGUCUUUAUAAAAGGAACACAUGGGACUUAGUUUUGUUAAUGUGAAAUUAGGGGAAAGACAAACUUCCUUAUCAUCUGGGUCUGUGUUUUGGGGCUGGGGGGGAGGGGUUGUAAGUUGAAGUUUCAUUCUUUUAUCAGUGGAUUUUCUGCAUGUUCCUUUUUAAAAAAAAGUGAACAAUUUUUAAAAAUAUUUUACUAAUUAAAUUGAAAAAAGUUCUUUGUCUAAAGACAGUCUUUUUCUUAUUGAUAUAAAUAACUUCAAAGACCUGUUUUUAUGUAGCAGAAAAGGUGAGAGCCAAGCAGAGGAUAUGGCACGUUGUAGUCAGAUUUAAAGAAAUUAAUUGAACAUAGUACUGUUUUAUAAAUAGAGGAUUAGAAAACUUUCUGAAUGUUUCUGGCCUUGGCUUCAAAUUUAUUGGGAGAAAUACAGCAGUCUAUAUUCAGACUAAAACUCCUUUUGAUAUAAAUGAUAUUUUUGGACUAUGUUUAGGACUUCAGGAUUCUGCUCACUCAUUAAUGCCUUACAUUCUGCAUAUCUGAGGCUCCAUAUAUUACUGUCAAUGCAAAAAAAAAAUUACACAUUGUAUUGUCAACUCUAGGUAUCAAGAGUUAACAGAACAGCUAAUCAUCUUAUGUGUUGGAAUAAACAAAGCUCCAAAGCUAAAAGAGUAUAAUGGAUAUGUUCAAGUCAAAUAAUUUUCUAAUUCUUUUGAAAUCCUGAUCCAAUACUUUUUUGGUUUUUGUACUUUCUGUGUCAGUUGCUUAGUUUGUGCGGCACACAGGCUAAAAGAGCAGCAGUCCCAGCAGAGACUGAUGACUUGUAUCCAUCCACAGAGGAAUUCAGCAGUUUGGUUUCACAAAAAUACAGUUGUAUAAAUUAAUCUGGUGAACAGGGAAAGAGGAAACCUUUGUAGUAUACUCCCUAAUCACAAUUUUCACCUUCAGUUGUACAUGUGCAUGAUUUUAUGCAGGAAUGGAAUAGAAACCAGGAUAAAAAAUUGUGUGUAUACGUACAUACAUACCUCUGUGUGUUUAUGCAUACAUCUCUGGAGAGAAACAAGUCCAAAAUAUGUAAAUGUUUGCAAAUCAUGUGUGGAAGAAUUGUUUCUUUUUUUUUAUGUUAUUCUGGCAUUAAAAAAUUAAAUACAAAAAACACUGGAUUGAUUAUGGGUACUUGUCGGUUCCACUAUGUGUACACAAACCGACAAAAAAUAUUUCCAUUGAUGAUAAUCAAAAUAUACAGAUAGGCAAAUUAAGAAAAAAUGCUGCUUGAGAAUUUAUUAGAGUUUGAUUUAAGGAUAUUUACUUUGUCUAUUUUGACAUGUGAUGUUGACAAUUUGUGUUUUAGCUGUUAUAAAACGUUAAUUUUUUGAGUCUGUCUACUGUCGUUAAAUAAUUGCCUGACCUGCCCUUAAUUUCCC
Mauremys mutica (yellowpond turtle) is the source of this 5320-nucleotide messenger RNA. It is a transcript of the gene SLC10A7, whose product is annotated as solute carrier family 10 member 7. Bases 191 to 1228 code for a protein of 345 amino acids. The transcript is spliced from 12 exons. The record is from RefSeq and is a predicted model, not a curated record. NCBI's taxonomy places the organism in Eukaryota, Metazoa, Chordata, Testudines, Geoemydidae. Gene Ontology annotation, cellular component: plasma membrane.